UCCCCAGGGCCAGAAGUCCGAUCCAGCGCGCCUGGCCCAGGCCAACCUGCCCGCCCCAAGAACGGCUGGGCCGGCCCUACCACCCCUGCCGCGGCUGCACCAAGCCACAGAGAAGCUAGCUCGGCGUUGGACCCCGCACGGAGGAAGAAGGCGUGUGCUCCCUCCUGCCCAGACAGGGACAGAAGUGGGGCCGCUGAAGGGGAGGCUGAGAGCCGCGCGGAGCCGCGGCCGGAGCGGACUACGCCACGCCACCCGGGAAAAGUGGGGGGUGGCCGCCAAGUCCCGAGGAAGAACGCGCCGGGCGGAGCCGAGUGGCGGGGCUAGAAGGGUCCGGGGCUGAAACCCAACACCGGCCGCGGGAAGGCUCGGCCCCCUUUCUCCUCCUCCCCCUCCCCUCCCUCCUUUCUCUUAAUCCCCGGGACGGAGCCCCGCGCCGGAGAGGAGAGGGCCCGAGGGGAGGAGAAAGGAGCUGCACCGCUGGGCGGUGGGACCCCGGGAAGGGGAGCAGCGAUCGCCGGGAAACCUGGUGACCUGGCCAGCGCGCGCGCUCUGCGCCCCCAUCCCGAGCGAGCCCAGCGGCCCCGGGCCCCUACGCCCCCUGCGCCUAAUCGCUGCUCUUUGCCUUGACGCGUGGCCUUUCUCUUCUUCCCAGAGGCACCUGCAGCUCCCCCGAGGGGCCCUGCCAAGGGUGCAUGUGAGCGGCGACGGCGGAGCCGAGGGUGGGCGCCAGCUCGGGGCUCUGCGCUCCUGGGCCGAGGGCUACAAAGGGGCUGGGUUCCCCUGCCACCUUUGGAGUGGGCGGCCCGGGGAAGGUCGAGGGCCUCUUUCAGGGGUGCCUGCAGGACACUUGGGGUCCGUCCGCGGCCCCCCACGAGGCGCCCAGGCGCUACCCGCAGGCCGCGGGAACACGCUGCAAGCCCCGCGGGCGGGAGCGCGAAACUGCCUCGCCGCCCGGAGGACAAGCGCCUGGACAGAGGGCAGCCUCUGCGGCCAUCCCCACCUCAAGGGACCACGCUUUCUGAGGCCCCCGGAGCCAGCCUGGCCCCCUGUCGCCCACUUGGACCAAUCUGAAGAGAAACGCGCGUCAUUCCUCCCCAGGUGGGCCGGCUGCUGUGUGCCCGGCCACCGCGAUCACAGUCCCGGGAGCACCGCUCUCCCGGCGUGUCCUGCGGGCGGACGGGCGGGCUGGGCCGCCAAACUCGCUCGGCCGGCCCAACCGCCUCGGCGGCUUCUGCCAGUCCUCGCGGCUGCCCUGAGCGGCCUGGAGAGACGUCGAGCACAGCCCAGCUCCUGCCUCCGCGCCGCCCCUGGGAGGGAGCUUGCGGGCCCAGGGAGUCUGGGAAGUCUAGGUCGACCAGCUGCGGGGGUCCUGGCGGUGGCCAUAGGUCCCGGGAGGCCACCGGGCCAGCACAGAUCGCGCGCCGUUGGAUGCGCUCCCGCAGCGACGCCCCAGCCCGCCUCGCUCCUCCUUCCUGCCUAGGCAAGCUGUCUCCCAUUUGGGGAGCUUUUGGGGCUUUCUUUCUCCUCCUCCAACCUCGGCGGAGGCCACUGAUCAAGAGCCACGACCUAGGGCGGCCUCGUCGCGUGGAGGCCGCGGACCAUGGUGCGAGGCAGCCACCGCUGAAGUCAGCAAAACCCAGCCUCGCCUGAAGCGGGCUGCGCGCGGGAGGCCAAAGCCAUGGCCAUUGCCACGUCGGCCCAGCUGGCCCGGGCAUUGUACGACAACACGGCUGAGUCCCCGCAGGAGCUGUCCUUCCGUCGAGGGGACGUUCUGCGUGUGCUGCAGAGGGAGGGUGCUGGGGGUCUGGAUGGCUGGUGCCUGUGUUCCCUGCAUGGCCAGCAGGGCAUUGUGCCCGCCAAUAGAGUGAAGCUCCUCCCCGCCGGACCCACUCCCAUGCCCAGCCUCUCCACGGCAGCACCAGGGCACGACCAAGAGGACCAAGAGGUGUACGUGGUGCCACCCCCAGCCCGACCAUGUUCUGUCCCAAGGCCUCCACCUGGAGCUCGCCCGCCCUCCCCUGACCCCAUCUACAAGGUGCCUAGAGGCAGUGGGACCCAGCCGGCCGCCCUAGGAAAGAGUGCUUUAGAGGUCUACGAUGUGCCCCCCACUGCCCUCCGGGGGCCCUCCAGUGGCCCCUACGACUCACCCACUUCCUUUGCCCACCUCCUGACCUGGGGCACUCCAGAGCCCUCUAGAGAGGACGAAGCGCCCUAUGAUGUACCACUGGCCCCCACAUCACCCACAGAGUCGGAGCCUGACCUGGAGUGGGAGGGGGGCCGAGAGCCGGGCCCCCCCCUCUAUGCUGCCCCCUCCAACCUGAAGCGGGCCUCUGCACUCCUCAAUCUGUAUGAGGCACCUGAGGAACUGUUGACAGACGGGGACGCCAGGGACACGGAUGAGGGCAUCUACGACGUGCCCCUACUGGGACCCGAGCCGCCCCCUUCUCCAGAACCCCCGGGCACCUCGGCCUCCAAAGGCCUGGACACCUUGUCCCAGCUUCUGCCCAGAAGCCCCCCACCCCAACCCAGGCCCCGGCUGCCCUCAGCUGAAAGCCUGUCCCGUCGUCCCCUGCCUGCCCUGCCUGUCCCAGAGGCCCCCAAUCCCUCUCCAGCUCCCUCUCCUGCCCCUGGUCGCAAGGGCAGCAUCCAAGACCGGCCCCUGCCUCCGCCCCCACCCCGCCUGUCUGGCUAUGGGGGCUCUAAGGUAGAGGGAGACCCAGAGAGUGGGGAGGCGGAGGACAACCUCACAGGACCCCAAAACGAAUAUGAGGGCAUCCCGAUGACUGAGGAAUACGACUAUGUCCACUUGAAGGGCAUGGAGAAAGCUCAGGGAUCCAGACCCCAGGAGAAUACCUUCCCCGGGGAGCCCAAGCUGCAGGAGCAGCAGGAGACCCUGUGCCCAGGGGAGCCGCUGGUUCUGUCCACUGGAGACCUGCAGCUCCUACAGUUCUACUCAGGACAGUGCCAAAACCACUACACAGCACUGCAGACGGCCAUGGCAGCCCUGGUGGCCAGCACCCAGGCCAACCAGCCACCACGCCUCUUCGUGCCCCACGGCAAGCGGGUGGUGGUGGCCGCUCACCGCCUGGUGUUUGUUGGGGACACCCUGGGUAGGCUGGCAGCCUCGGCAUCUCUGCGGGGACAAGUUGGGGCUGCAGGUGCAGCGCUGGGCCAGGCCUUGCGGGCCACAGUUCUGGCAGUCAAGGGGGCUGCCCUGGGCUACCCCUCCGGUCCUGCUGUUCAGGAGAUGGCACAGUGUGUGACAGAGCUGGCAGGGCAGGCCCUGCGAUUCACCACUCUGCUCACCAGCCUGGUGCCCUGAGGCUCUCCCACAGCACAACCCUGCCCCUCCCUGCCUGGGACUGCCCUCCAGGUCUUGGGAGGGGGGGCAGCCAGAGGGCUCUGUUUUAGGGGCCAAGAGAGUGUGUUUGGGGGGUUAUCUUUCCAAUCCCUUCUGGCCAUCUCAGCCUAUUCAAGGCGUCUGUCGUUCCCCUCAGCUGCAGCUUUUUGUAUGAGCCAUUUUGUAUAAAUUAUUUAUAUUUUGAAAAUA
Molecule: messenger RNA, 3550 nt
Organism: Ochotona princeps (American pika)
Lineage: Eukaryota; Metazoa; Chordata; Mammalia; Lagomorpha; Ochotonidae
Gene: EFS
Product: embryonal Fyn-associated substrate
Exons: 6
Coding region: 1679-3322 (547 amino acids)
Biological process (GO): cell migration; cell surface receptor protein tyrosine kinase signaling pathway
Cellular component (GO): plasma membrane; cytoplasm; focal adhesion
Molecular function (GO): protein binding
Source: RefSeq, a predicted model, not a curated record